Homalodisca vitripennis (glassy-winged sharpshooter) is the source of this 512-nucleotide messenger RNA. Its product is annotated as keratin-associated protein 5-11-like. The record is from RefSeq and is a predicted model, not a curated record. NCBI's taxonomy places the organism in Eukaryota, Metazoa, Arthropoda, Insecta, Hemiptera, Cicadellidae. The transcript has a single exon. The annotation marks the transcript as partial.
GUGUGCGUGGUGCGUGUGCGUGUGCGUUGUGCCGAGUGUGCGUGUGCGUAGUGCGUGUGGACGUGCGUGCGAGUGUGCGUUGUGCGUGUGCGUGUGCCGUGUGCGGUUUGAGUGGCGUUGUGCGUGGUGCGUGUGGCCGUGGAGCGGGGGUGUGCGUGUUGCGUGUGCGUGGUUGCGUGUGCGUGGUUGCGUCGUGCGUUGGUGCCGUGUAUGCCGUGUGCGUGUGCGUAUGUGCAGUGUGCGUGUGCGUGGUGCGGUGUUUGUUGCGUGUGCGUGUGGCGUGUGCGUGUGCUGUGCUGUUGCGUGUUGGCGUGGUUGCGGGGGGUCAGUUGGCUCGGGGACGGGGGAGACGAGGUUUGUGCUGUGCGUGUGUGCGUGUGCGUGUGCGUGUGCGUUGUUGCGUGCAUUCUUGUGGCGUGUGCGUGUGCAUAAUGCGUGUGCGUGUGCCCGUGUGCGUGUUGCGUUUGUGCGUGUGCGCUGAGGGCAGCAGGCGGUGUGCGGCGUCGCUGUGA